This is a messenger RNA of Aspergillus sclerotioniger CBS 115572, 1060 nucleotides long. Its product is annotated as Got1 family protein. NCBI's taxonomy places the organism in Eukaryota, Fungi, Ascomycota, Eurotiomycetes, Eurotiales, Aspergillaceae. Bases 309 to 719 code for a protein of 136 amino acids. The record is from RefSeq and is a predicted model, not a curated record. The transcript has 5 exons. Gene Ontology annotation, biological process: endoplasmic reticulum to Golgi vesicle-mediated transport; retrograde transport, endosome to Golgi. Gene Ontology annotation, cellular component: endoplasmic reticulum; Golgi cis cisterna; Golgi membrane.
GUUUACUCGGUCUGCUGGAGCCUGUUGCGUCGAAUGUUUCAUGAAUCAGACACGACGACAGCUUAUCUAUCGACGCGCGAUACCUCCUCCUUUAUAAACCCACUAUUUUCGUCGGUAUAUCAUCCCACCGUCCGCUCAACUCUAUAUACUGCCACGUGCACGCGACCUCCGCAGCCUCCGAAUCCCGAAGACCCAACGCAUCGCGACAUUGGAACCGAGAUUGGACCUGAAUUCAUUGGGUUCUCUUGUUUCAUAUAGUUUCCGGAUUUUAUCGGUGGUAUAGUCCAGCGGACAUCAAUAUGCCCACAAUGUGGCUAUCCGAUAAUCAGAAGAUCGGAGUCAUCUUCUGCUCAGCCGGAGGAUUAUUCCUCUUCGGCGGAGUCCUCAUGUUCUUCGAUCGCUCUCUCCUCGCAAUGGGAAACAUCCUCUUCCUGAUCGGCCUAACCCUAAUAAUCGGCUUCGAAAAGACCUUCGCCUUCUUCUCGCGCCGCCAAAAGCUCAAAGGCACGGCUGCCUUCGCAGCCGGCAUUCUCCUAAUCCUCCUCCGCUGGCCUCUAACAGGCUUCAUAAUCGAGCUCUACGGGCUGUUCAUCCUCUUCGGCGAUUUCCUGAUCACGAUUGGCCAGUUUGCGGGGAAUAUUCCUGUCGUGGGGCCAUACAUUCAAAAGGUUUUGGAGACGUUGGCAGGGGGGAGGAGGAAUGCCGAGUUGCCGGUAUAGAUGGAUGGAUCUGUUUCCCCCCCUCCUCUGUGGGAGAGGAGGGCGGUGUGGUGUGGUGUGGUGUAGGAUUCAUGAUGACAGGGAAAGGAUAACGAUGAGGAUGAGAGAGGAUUCUGGAUCUGUUAUGUUACGUGUAUGACUAUGCGACUGACCUCUUACGAUACGAUAUUGUCAUGAUGAGAUGGGUAUGGAUGGAUGGUAUGGUAUGGACUGCGACUGACUGAUUUGAUGUUGGGUCUAUACUUAGCGGGGUUGAUGGUUUUUUUUUCUUGAUGGGUAUUAUUAUCCUACGUAUUAGAGACUUUUAAUUGUUAAUAUAUAUUUAUGGGUGGGGUGGACAU